Pleuronectes platessa (European plaice) is the source of this 2215-nucleotide messenger RNA. RefSeq names its product nuclear receptor subfamily 2, group F, member 2 (gene nr2f2). NCBI's taxonomy places the organism in Eukaryota, Metazoa, Chordata, Actinopteri, Pleuronectiformes, Pleuronectidae. Gene Ontology annotation, biological process: anatomical structure development; cell differentiation; negative regulation of transcription by RNA polymerase II. The record is from RefSeq and is a predicted model, not a curated record. Gene Ontology annotation, molecular function: retinoic acid binding; nuclear receptor activity; RNA polymerase II cis-regulatory region sequence-specific DNA binding. The transcript is spliced from 3 exons. The coding region runs from base 895 to 2169 and encodes 424 amino acids.
CUCCAUGGUAACGUGUGCUAAGUUGCAGCAGUCGUGUCAAAGUUCACUAUAUAGAGGCUCAGUGAGCUGAUCAGAGAGAAAGCAUUCAGCCUGCCCGGCUCCAACCCAAUCACUUCCUCACCUCCGCCUUUUUAACAUAUUCCAUCACUUUCUAUCUUUAUUCUCCUCUCCUGUUAUUUCUCUGUGCACGGAGGAAGGCUCUGCAGGUUGUGAUCUCUGCGAGGCUUUUUUUGUUUGUGUUUUUCGGUGCUUUCGCUUUUUUUCCGCUGGAGAGAGUUGGUCUUCAUAUUCCCGGACUCUGAGAUCUGCUUUUGGCUUCAGCAGCGCGCUUGUCUGGCGCUGCCUCACAAGAAGAAGAAGAAGGAGAAGAAGAGGGAGGAAAAAAAAAAAAUCAGAAGAGGAAGAAGACGCGAUUUUUUUUUUUUUUUUAAACCCAGUUGGUGAUUUUCUUCAAGACUUGUGCUGGAACUUGAUAGUCGGCGCUCACCAGUUGUCCUGAGCUGCUGCUGCUGCUGCACCAACCUGCUCCAUGAUCCGCUGAUAGUCCUCUGCUCCCUCGGCUUACUAUCUCAAUAUUUACCCUCCUCUCCCAUCGAUGGCUGUGCUGGAUGGCUGACUGUAAGCGCCCCUGGACUUGGCCUUUAAGCGCAAGGCAGCGACUCAGCUCGCCAUCGCAUCAGUUUUGAAAAAAAAAAACGUGCUUCGCAACGUCUCCCACAGCAAUAAACCGACAGUUUCCCGGAGGUUCACAGUGGAUCCGACGUAGGCUAGACUUGACGUGUCCCCCGCGCGCCUGGCUGUUAAAUCACAGUUCCCUCGCGUUUCCCCGAGACGUCUGUUCCAGCGCGACACCAAAACGGCAGACAAAAAGUUUCUUUACGUUGACUGAUAGAUAUGGCAAUGGUAGUGUGGAGAGGCUCCCAGGACGAUGUGGCUGACACCCAGGGCUCCCUUUCCUCGCAGAGCCAAGGAGGACUAUCCCUGCCCACCCCUCAACCAGGCCAGUUGAAUCUGUCAUCCUCUCAGGUCGCCCCUCCGACCCCUCAGACUCCGGUGCAGGGACCCCCGAACAACACGCAGUCCACGCCGACGAACCAGACGACGCAGCAGUCGGAGAAGCAGCAGCCGCAGCACAUCGAGUGCGUGGUGUGCGGGGACAAAUCCAGUGGCAAGCACUACGGCCAGUUCACGUGCGAGGGCUGCAAGAGCUUCUUCAAGCGGAGCGUACGGCGGAACCUCACGUACACGUGCCGUGCCAACAGGAAUUGUCCAAUCGACCAGCACCACCGCAAUCAGUGCCAGUACUGCCGCCUCAAAAAAUGCCUGAAAGUCGGCAUGAGACGGGAAGUUUCUCUUUUUACUGCAGCGGUGCAAAGGGGACGGGUGCCACCCACACAGCCACAUCAUGGCCAGUUCGCGUUGACAAAUGGAGACCCACUCCACUGCCAUUCCUACCUAUCCGGAUAUAUCUCUCUUCUGCUGAGAGCGGAGCCCUACCCGACGUCCCGGUAUGGCAGCCAGUGCAUGCAGCCCAACAACAUCAUGGGCAUCGAGAACAUUUGUGAACUAGCGGCCAGGAUGCUCUUCAGUGCCGUGGAGUGGGCCAGGAAUAUUCCCUUCUUUCCAGACCUCCAGAUCACAGACCAGGUGGCUCUGCUGAGGUUGACGUGGAGUGAGUUAUUUGUGCUCAACGCCGCGCAGUGCUCCAUGCCCCUGCAUGUGGCUCCUCUCCUGGCGGCGGCUGGCCUUCACGCCUCCCCCAUGUCCGCGGACCGAGUGGUGGCCUUUAUGGACCACAUUAGGAUCUUCCAGGAACAAGUGGAAAAGCUCAAGGCUUUGCACGUUGACUCUGCUGAAUAUAGCUGCUUAAAGGCAAUUGUGCUCUUCACCACAGAUGCUUGUGGCCUCUCAGAUGUGGCCCAUGUGGAAAGUUUGCAGGAGAAGUCCCAGUGCGCCCUGGAGGAAUAUGUCCGGAGCCAGUAUCCAAACCAGCCAACACGGUUUGGGAAGUUGUUACUCCGCUUGCCUUCCCUCCGCACAGUCUCCUCCUCGGUCAUAGAACAGUUAUUUUUCGUCCGAUUGGUAGGUAAAACCCCAAUUGAAACUCUCAUCAGGGAUAUGUUGCUGUCGGGGAGCAGUUUUAACUGGCCUUACAUGUCAAUUCAGUAAACCAAGAAGGAGACGAACAAACAAAAGGUGGGGUUGGAGGCGGGGG